ACUGAUUUUUAUUUUAAGGCUUGAGUCAGAUUGCUGAUUAUGUACUGUAUCUUAAGACAUUAUGCUUAAUCCUGUUAUUAUUUUAGGGUCAAAAUGAAUUUUUCAACGUUAAUAGAAAAGUGGCAAAGAUGUUUUUAAGCAUAAUACCUUCUUUGCUUGUUGUCGAGAGAAAAAAACAAACAUAUGAACCCCCGCCUCCCUGCAUGUUGAUAUCACACAGAAGAUGUUUGAGUUAUUUGGAUCUGGUUGUGGGAACUAAGGCUGGAACGGGGUGAAAAUAGUUGAAUUUCCUCCAAAUGUUAGUCACGGAAAGGCAAGGCAGUUUUAUUUAUAUAGAACAUUUCAGUACCAGUAAAGUCAAUGUGCUUUACAUCAAGGUGCAUACAGCAACAAAUUAUAUUAUAAUAAAUUAAAUACAAAAACAACAACACUGACAACCACACACCCUGCAAAAGACAUUAACAAACCACACAACCAGCCCAGAUACACAAACCACAGACAGACAGACAGACAAACACACACACACCAGAUCUGUAUCUUAUUCUUGGUACAGUUAGAAAACCACCACCUGAUGACCUGAGAGGUCUGACUGGAUUGUAGUCAGUGAACAUUUUUCAUUCCUCCACAUAUGUAUUUUUCUGUCUUACCUUUCCUGUAUAGUAAAAUAUAUCCAGGGUACAAUAUAUCUGACCAGGCUAUUGCUAACUGUUACUAACUUGUUAACAUACCAGGAAAACUAAAGUGCAAUAUGCUUAGAGUAUACUUUUAUUGGACAAUCUUCACUUCAUUUAAAAAUCAAAAGUUCUUUGUGUAUUUAGCUCUUAUGUAAUUUCUUGUCCCAAACACAUUGUGAAAUUGUUGCAAACCAGCACAAAAUCCCAGUAUGUGCUGUGUUAUGCACUCUCCUGCAGCAUCCCUCAAUGAUGUAAGCUCAGUCAAUAAUGUAUUGAGCCAUCAAAAUGAUAACAUUUUUGCUCCUUUACAUUUUGCCAUAUUUUUGAAAAGCACAAGUCAUUCUUUAAAAACAGGGUAACAAAAGACCCUAGAAAUGAUAGGCCUUCAAUAAAAAUUGAAAUUAUUUGCUUUUGAAAAAUAUGCGAUAAUAAUAACUUUUAUGUAAUAUUUCACAAGGGGCUUAUUUGGGCAAAUUUAGAUUAUUUAUUUGCAUGCAUUAAGAAAUGUGACUAUAUAGGUGAGAAUACAAAAUAAUGGUAGUUAUGAAAAUACCUCACUAAAGGGCAAUGUAAAAACUGUGAAAACAAAAGAAACGAAAAAAGCAAAUAAAUACUAGAAUGGAAAUAUGGAAAACAAAGAAAAAAGAAAUGCAACUUCCAAGAAAUCCAUGGCAGACUAGUUUUUAAUUAAACCCUGUAUUUGUCUAAGAGCCAAGAGUUAAAACCUGAGGGAGCUUCCCUUGUUGCACAUUAGAGUCCGAACUUCCUGGAUAUUGGCAACCAACCACUUCAGUCAUGAAGCGUGCAAUGUCCUGAGGUUCCUGGAACACUUCUGAAGUUAUCCCAUUAAAGGGUUAUCUCAGCUUUUGGCUGUCCCAAGACUUAAAGAUUAAGGUGGUUGUGAGGUUUCAGACCUCGUUUCUGCCAGUGCUCUGCACAGACACUUUGCUCUCUUGUCUCAUCCUCACCACUGGCUCUCUCCAGUUUCUGGACAAAAUCAUACCUCUGGAGGAAUAAUGGGCACCAACUGCUCUAGCCUGGAUGAUAUCCUGGAGGAGGACAUGCACCACUGGUACACCAAAUUCAUGAAGGAGUCUCCUUCAGGGCUCAUAACGCUCUUUGAGCUCAAGACAAUGCUUGAAAUGAACGGUAUGACAGAGGAGGCCAGCAGCUAUGUGGACCAGGUCUUCCUCACCUUUGACAUGGAUGGGGAUGGCUAUAUAAACUUUGUCGAAUACAUUGCAGCAAUAAGUUUAUUACUGAAAGGAGAAAUUAACCAGAAACUAAAGUGGUACUUCAAGCUCUUUGAUCAAGAUGGAAAUGGGAAAAUUGACAAGGAUGAGCUGGAGACUAUAUUUAAGGCUAUUCAGGAUAUCACCAGAAGCUACGACAUCCCUCCAGAAGAGAUCGUAACUCUUAUAUAUGAGAAGAUCGAUGUCAACGGAGAAGGUGAGCUGACAUUGGAGGAGUUCAUCAGUGGAGCCAGGGAGCAUCCCGACAUCAUGGAUAUGCUCUCCAAGAUGAUGGAUCUUACCAAUGUCCUAGAAAUCAUUAUUAGAGGUCAGCAGAAGAAAGCUAUAAACUGAAUCAAUAAUCAACUGCUGGAUUGUGUGGAGAAUCAAGAUCGUUUUUGGUAGAUUUUCAGAAUGCAGCAGUGUUGAUGAAAAAGUAUAUGUGAUUGAUUGAUGAAGAACCAAGUCCCAUCUCAAAGUGCACAGACUGAACUGACUGAGCAGUCCCAUGCAGAUAUGAUCUCUCUGUAUGUCACCCGAGGGAAACAGAGAAUGUGUCCUCUUCCCUCUGCUUGUGCUCUUACAUUUAUUGAACUGUGGCCACUCAGUUUGCUUAAGGUUUAAAACACUUGUUUUACAGGUGAUUGGAGAGUCUCAGUGAACGGAGCCUACUUACUUUUUAGGUUCCCAUCAUGGUUUGAGCAGAUUGCGCAAAGCAAGGUGGAUAACUCACUUUGAUUUACCUUAUUAAGAGCUUAUUGAGCUGGAAAUAUCAUAUGGGACUCAUUUAUUUGAAAAGAUUUAGAGUUUUUUUUUAAAGUUUACAGUAAUUCACAGUUUAAUACUGAUUAGUUCUGUUGAAGACAACUGCCAAACUCUGUGUGAAUUUCUUACAAAACUUCAUUACAGAAAGCACCUCGGUCACUUCCUCUGCCAUCUAUGCCACAAUUACAGUAUUUGGGUGUUUACAUGUUAACACUGUAUGGUUAACAUCUAAAACACUCACGAAGAUUGUUUGUUCUUUGUUUUCGUGUUGUUGCUCUUAUAAAAUCUGUAUGGAAACUACACUGUUGCUUGUAUAAAAACUGGAUGAUCUAUGUAGUGACUGCAUGUAAAACAUAUUUGACAUGAAAUGUAAUGCUUUACAAUAUUUUACAAUAAUUAAGGUUACGAUGUUGCCUUAAAAAUCAAUACAAUGUUUUAGUUAAAAACAGUUAAGUUGUUAAUUUUCUUUUAAAGAAAAUAAUGUUCACACUGGCAGUUUACUGUAUAAUUCUUCAAUUUUUCUCCAGAUUAAGGAGUAGAAGUUCUUGAUGUGAUAUAUUCACAUUGCACAAACUGGACUAUUUUUCCUUGAAUGGAUGGCUUAACAUUUUCUGUUACUAUGUUUUCUACAUGGUUUUGCAUAGUACAGUAGCAAAUUCAAUAGUGAGAAAAAGUUAUGAACAGAGUGAGUACAUAAAACCCUAAUAUCACAUAUAGCAUGUAGAAGCGCUAUUAUUUGGGGUUUAAUCAAUAACUGAUGAAUGCACAGUUUAGACACCUGACCACUGAAAGAGCUCAAGGACGCCAUCUUGUGAGCACAAGAGCUCAGGAGAGCCAACCCUGUGUUCAAUUAUACAUACAGUAUGUGCAGGACAUGGAUAGAGGAAUGCAAGUUCAACUUUUACAUUUCAAGGGCCUUCUUCAGUGAGGCUUUAUAGCUGAGUUGAUACAUUUUAUUAGCACAGCUAAGCACAGCUAUCAUAUUCUACACAACAAUCUUUGUCUUUUUAAGUGACGCAAACUGGUAUUUCGUGUUCAGGUUGGUGCUUGGCUCCUCUUCUGUGCUCGUCUGCCAAGGGACCGACUGUCUGCAGAGCUUUCAUUUCCAUUUCUGCAGAAAAUACCAGAGCUUGUCACACACAUGAAAGAACCUUAUGAUUAGCCAUCAUUUAGUUUUGAGGGGAACCUGACCAUGAAACAAAUGUUUGAUCCCAGGCCCAUCUGGACCCUGUCAAUCCAGUGUUGGUUUCCUUCAUUUUCUUUUUAAGACUAAUCAUCCAAGUUCUCUUUUCUUUGGGUAAACAUUUGACAUCCCUCAGCUCAUUUAUGAACUUAAUAUCAAACCAUGUUAUCCAUUUAUAGAGGCCAUUCAAACAUAAUGGUCUGCCUGGUUAAUGAUUUGACAGAGGUUCAUUUUGGUGCACACCGGUCACAUUGUUAUGACCUCGGAAAAAUUGCAGGUUGUGUAAAUCAAAUAAAGAUAAGAGUUUGACUCCA
Molecule: messenger RNA, 4168 nt
Organism: Siniperca chuatsi (mandarin fish)
Lineage: Eukaryota; Metazoa; Chordata; Actinopteri; Centrarchiformes; Sinipercidae
Gene: guca1c
Product: guanylate cyclase activator 1C
Exons: 4
Coding region: 1691-2260 (189 amino acids)
Molecular function (GO): calcium ion binding; calcium sensitive guanylate cyclase activator activity
Source: RefSeq, a predicted model, not a curated record